Messenger RNA from Xyrauchen texanus (razorback sucker), 7235 nucleotides. RefSeq names its product transcription factor HIVEP3-like. Bases 1 to 5844 code for a protein of 1947 amino acids. Lineage: Eukaryota; Metazoa; Chordata; Actinopteri; Cypriniformes; Catostomidae. Gene Ontology annotation, biological process: regulation of transcription by RNA polymerase II. The record is from RefSeq and is a predicted model, not a curated record. The transcript is spliced from 7 exons. Gene Ontology annotation, cellular component: nucleus. Gene Ontology annotation, molecular function: DNA-binding transcription factor activity, RNA polymerase II-specific; RNA polymerase II cis-regulatory region sequence-specific DNA binding.
AUGGAUCCAGCGGUUCAACGAGCCAACUAUCAGCUGCUCUGUUUAAAGCAGGAGGACCGACCGGUAGAAGACCACAUUCGCGACUUCCUUGAGCUGGCGAACGUCUCGGACUUCCCGGACUCAGCCCAGGUGGUCUUCUUCAGCGGCAAUCUAAGUAGUUCGCUAAAGGAGCGGUUGCCACCGGCGACGCGCGACUGGACGCUCCGAGACUUCGUAGAGGCGACCUUACUGGUGUGCGGCUCACCAUUCACUGUGGGCGUUGCUGAGGAGGACCCUACCUCACCAUCCACAGUGGAGACUCUUCAGCCAUCCCUGUCGCUCUGUCGCGCCAGCCCCACCUGUCAGCGAGCAAACCCCCGCGCCAGCCGCUUUCCCAGAACCCACACAGUCUACUUCUCUGGAAUAUACAGUACUCUGGCUUUCUCCCAUUUUAUGGAGGACUUGCAUAGCCAGCUGACCACAGGGGAGCAAUCUGGAGGUAUAGAAAAGCCUCAUAAUGAGUCUCCAGUGGAAAGCCCCCAGCCACGGUCAGUACCCCAGUUUCAUGAACAGAAUGAGGCUGCACCAUCCAAAACGAGGCGGCACCAUUCACAACAGCCUAAACGACUCAAGAUUGAGAGAAAGCGUCUCAAGUUACAGAGGAAAACUACUCUUGAAGGGGUCAAGUCACCAAGGGCCUCUGGUAGUUCUGAAUGUCUUGAUGCUAAUAUGAGGCAGUCUGGUGAAAUCCCAUCUGGAACUUCAGGUGCACCAUCCUGUUCCAUGGUGGAGGCAGUGGAAGGAACACCUAAACAAAAGAGCGAGCGUAAACCUCAAAAGCCAGGAAAAUAUGUUUGCUCCUACUGUGGUCGAGCUUGUGCUAAACCCAGUGUGCUUCAAAAACACAUUCGAUCCCACACUGGAGAGAGACCCUACCCUUGUGCACCAUGUGGCUUCUCCUUUAAGACUAAAAGUAACCUUUACAAGCACAGGAAGUCCCACACUCAUAGGGUGAAAGCUGGUUUGGCUGGAAACAGGGAGGGACCAAGUAUGAGUUGUUCAGAGGAGCCUGUUACAGAAUCAGAUGAAGAAAGCCAACCAUCUUCCCCUUACAUCUUAGCAAAACAAAGGAUGUCCAAUCAAAGGCCAAAUACAGCAGAAAGGUGCUCUGAGGGACAGUUAAUAGGUUUAGAUGACUCUCAUGCAGUUAAAAAGAGACUUGCAAUGAGACUUAGCAGAGGAAGACGUACACCUGUAGGAUCAUCUGAUGAUGCAUCAUCAUCAUUUGGUCUUAGUAGCAAAGGAAGCACAGAGUCUGGCUAUUUCUCUCGAUCUGAGAGCACAGAAGUCACUCAAGACAGCCCGCAAAACACAAGUGUCAAAAGCUAUGCAGAGGUCAUCCUUGGUAAGUUUGGUCGCCUUGGCCAUUUACAAAGGAAUGCUCAUCCACAACAUGUGCAUCCUGCUGGGCAAGAAGGGAAAAUAAUUCCAUUCACUGUACCCAAAAAGCAAGUAAUUGACCACAUCACUAAACUCAUCACAAUCAAUGAGGCUGUGGUAGACACCAGUAAGAUUGACAGUGUCAAACCCAGAAGGUUCUCACUCUCAAGGAGAAGCAGCACAGAGUUGAAACCAUUCUCCUCUAAAGAGCCAUUUCUUUAUAGUUCAAAAGAAAUAGAUGUGAGCUCAAAGAGCAGCGGCUCCAUUACUCUUGGUGUACCUUGUGAGAAGUUUCAGCACCAUUCUGUCAGUAUCCAACAACCUGCUGAUCCAACAUCCACUGCCCCUCUUCUAAGAAGUCACUCCAUGCCCUCAGAGGCAAGUGUUAGUGAUGUGUCCGAAACUUCUCGCAGCCUUCGCCUUAGCCAAUCCUUUGAUGACCAGCAACCAAUUCAAAAUCGGCGUCAUGGUAUGCUAAGACGACAGACUGCCAUUGAAUUGCCUGUCGGGGCUGAAAUUACUAUGGAAGAGCAAACCUAUUUUAGCUCACCAUUUCAUCCCUCUGUUUCUACAGUGCCUGAUCACAGCCAGAAAAAAGAACCAUUUGAGUGUGAUGCAUGUGGUAUAGAUUAUAAUGACUGGGAGAUAUAUCAAACACACAAGCAACACUGCUGCAUGGCUCAUCUCUCUCGACCAACUGAAAUUCCAGUCUGUCAAGUGGAAGAACCCCAAAAAACACUUACAUCUCGUCCUGGUACUUUUGCAUUUCGAAAAAGAAGAAAAGAAGAAAGUCUUGAACUUGAAGAUCCUUCUUUAUCAUCAGUUUCUUUUACACCACUGAAAGGGUAUACAACAUCUUGUGAAAAGCCUUUGAAAGGGACCACUGGAUUAAGUAAAGAACAUGGUCAAGAAGCUGCUUUGAAAGGAAUAUCAGUCAUACAGCAUACUAGUUCAUUUGAGAAACAUGAUAGUACCUUAAAAACUCCGGGAGCAGAUGAUGGCUCUCUUGAUGUCAGUCACUCUUCUCCUCAUUUACAAUCAAAGUUGCAGACAACAAAACCAACCUUCCGUAAACUUGUACGCCAGCACAAUGUUCAAGUGCCAGAAAUACUGGUCACAGAAGAUCCAAACACCAUGGCAGUAUCACCCCCUCCAACUGUCCCUAAAAUAAAGGAUGCUGGAAAAGUCUUGAGUGAGUUUCAAUGGCCCCAAAGAAGUCCAACUUUGGCCCAGCUUCCAAUUGAGAAGUUGCCACCUAAAAAGAAGCGCCUCCGUCUUGCAGAAGCUGCCCAGUCCUCAGGGGACUCAAGCUUUGAGUCACUUUCCCUGCCUCGUAGUCCGAGUCAAGACAGUUGUAUGUCUCACACCUCCAGUCGAUCAGCUUCAUUUGAGGAGUCUUGCAAAGCUGAUGCAGAUGUUAUACCAACUAGGAGAUCACGGGCCAUUCAUACCUUGACAGUUCCCACAAGUUCUCACAGAGAAAUGCGACGUUCUGCAUCUGAGCAGGCACCCCAUGUUCCUCAACCUGCUAACCUUAUCACAGAAUCUCGCAGUAAGUCAUUUGACUACAGUUGCUUGUCCCCAGAUCGGACCCCUGCUGGUUGGAGAGAAAGGCGGAAAUGCCUUCUAAUGAGGCAUUCUGCGGUGAGAGAACCUGAGGAGGAAGACCAACCUUCAAAAGUAUUAAAUCCAAUCUCGCCUACUCAAAGAACUAGUACAUACCCUAGCCACAGCCCAGGCAUUUCCCAAAGCCACAGUCCAACCACUUCCCAUUAUAUGUCUUCAAGCAGUACUGUGCACUCAUUUGGUGAAAAACAGAUCAUGCUGUCACUGAAUGUUUUAUCAGAGAACGCCCCACAUAAUGUGAUGCAAUUGACCUCAUUGGUUCAUAAAGAACAGCACACAACAGUGGGAAGUACGCUUUAUCCAUCAGGUGCUGCCAGAGCUCAUUAUUCUCCAGUGUCAACAGGACUUAAGCUUGAGAUUCCUAUGCAAAAAGACAUUGAGAAUUCUUCUACAAGGCUCAGCCAACCAUACCUCACUCAUCGCCAUCAUCAGCAUCUAGAUUUCGAUGUCACUUCAAGACCAGAGCGGCUAAGGCCUUUACCAGUCCCGAUAAUUCCAGUACGUCUUAAUUCACACCUCCUCCCCCAUGCUGGCUCCAUUUAUACCACAGUUUCACAAAUAUUUGGUGUGAGGCCUCAAGAACCUGGCUCCUCUGGUGUCAGUUCAGUUGCAGUGGUUUCCAAGUAUGAAACCAUAGACCUGCAAUCAAUGUGUGAUGUAUCCAAAUCUGCAAAUGCUGGGGUGAACAAACAUGUGCUGUCCCCAACAAACAAUGAGGAGCUCAGUCCAGAGACUGAACAACAACAGAAACGAGUUAAAGAGGAGGAGGAGGACAAUAACCGGGGAAAGGAAUGGGGAAAUUAUGACAAUUUGAUUGAAUGCAAGAAAGAGGGAAGAAUGUGUGAGCAAAGUGUCAUCUUUCCAACAGACAACAAAGAACCAGCAUGUGCUACUCUUAACACUAACCUUACAUUUAGAUGGUGCUAUCUAAACUAUAUAAAGCCCAAUCCAUCCAUCCAGAGUCAAGACCAAAACUCAGUUUAUUCCUCAUGGUCUACAAGCACUCAAAAUCCUUACCCUCCUGGCCUAACAAGCAAGGAAAUGCUGUCCCUCUUGCACUGCAGACAAAGACAUGAACCACUCAUCUACACCAUGGCGGCCAUGUCACCCUCUCUGGAUAUAAAACAAGAGAUACCUGACUUCACAAAGCCAAAUGUUACUGAGGUAUAUGCUACUCAGCCCACAGAACCGAAAAAAGCCCUGCAAGCGGAGUUGACAGAGGUAGAAAAGGAAUCAAUGGAGGAGAAGGAGGAUCAACUGUCUACCUCCAAAUGCACCUCACGGGUACAGAUUUGUGAAGGAGGAUACAGGUCGAGUGAGGAAUAUGUGUAUGUACGUGGCCGGGGUAGAGGGCGAUAUGUAUGUGAGGAGUGUGGGAUACGCUGUAAGAAACCCAGCAUGCUGCGCAAACACAUACGACUGCAUACGGAUGCUCGACCUUAUGUCUGCCAGCACUGUAACUUUGCCUUCAAAACCAAAGGGAAUCUGACCAAACACAUGAAGUCGAAGGCUCAUGGAAAGAGAUGUCCAGAGGGAAUUGCUCCUGGACCGGUCCAAUGUGAGCUUGAGACAGAUGAUGGAGGUGAGAGAGGAAAACAUUUCUUUGAGACAGAGGUGGUGGUGGAGCAUCAGUUUUCUGAUGCUGAGGAGAGCGACCUUGAGGAGACUGAAGAUUAUGAUGAGGAUGAUGAACAGAUCUCUCGCUCCUCUGCGUCCUAUGUGAGCAGACGUCUCUCCAGUGAAAAUCACGAGCUCUCAGGCCUCUCCAACCCCGGCUGGGAGCAGAAUCCCACAGUCCCUGACAGUUUGAGUCCCAGGAGGCCAGGACACAAUGGAGAAGCUGCCUCACCUAAGACCACAAAGUCCAUAGUAACGCUUCCACAUCUGGAACCCACCACAGGGAGAUGCUCAUCCCCCAUUCGCAGCCUCUCUCCGGAUCUACAAAUGUCCCCUGCUUUGCCACAGUCUCCUGGACGAGAGCUGUCUCCUUUACGCUGUCCCUCUCCCAGACUUAGUCUUGCUCCAUCUUGUUGUCAGUCCUCACUGUCUCCUAUAAGUUGUCCUACUUCAGCGUUUCCUGAGAGACUUGUGUCCCCCAUCAUAGCCCUUUCCCCCAUACAUCCUUCAUCGCCAAGUUGUCCAUUUGCCUUGACCGUUGGAGCCAGUGUAACUAUUCAGUACCAAGUUGACAGACCCAGAGAUUUAACAAAGGCCUCACCCAACAGACUGAACCCCAAGACUAAACUGGAGAAGACACACAGUCCUCAGAGAAGGAUGAACAUGGCACAAUCUUGGCCUCCACCACACGGCCGUCUCUCCAGGAACCUGCAGCCCAGGGCAGGCCAGCUAGUGUUAAGCCACCUGCCUUUGCACUCCCAGCCCCAAGCGACAAUUCCCAAUCUUAGCCUCACUAUUCCUAUAGGAGGAAUCCAGAUGGUCCAGCCACGUUCCAAUAUGCUCCUCAGAAGCGCAUCUCUGAAUCGCAGUGUGGCUCAGAUGAGGGUCACAGUGCUGAAGACAGAGAAAGGGGCUGAAGGGAGUCCUCCAGUAGAAGUUCCUUAUCAUAAAAAUCAUCUGAUAGUGUUCACGGAGCCGUCCGUGGAGAUGAGUUCAAAAAGUUCUGACACUUCCUCAGAUGAAGACAAGGAGCAGGUACAGGAAGUGGUUCCUACGGAGGUUGUAUUGAAAAACAGGGUGGUUCCAAGUGUUCCCAUGACAACUUGGAAGUGUAUCUCUCAAGCAAAGCAGAGAAAGCAUUCUCAUAGUCCUAAGAAACCACAAUCAGCAGAUAGUCCAUGAACACUAAGAGUUAAAGGUUAACCCAGAAAUGAACAUUCUGUAAUCAUUUACAUGUGCAUUCCUAUCUUUCCACACCUGUGUGACAAAAAAGGUUCACAUUUCUCUUUUCCAUACAAUGAAAGUGAAUGGGAAGUAAUGCUCUUGAACCUCCAAAGUGACAAAAAGAACCAUAAAAUAUCAUAAAAUUUAUCAUGUCUUAUUCACCAUAUUCAGACCAAAUUAGUUUUUCACUGAAAAUCUUUCCCUCCGCUCUAGAUUCCUAAUCUUUGAAUAAAUUGCAACAAAUAAUGUUGUCCGCAAUGAUAAAAAAGAGAAAUCUUCGAAAAUCUAGUUUAAUCCUAUAACACCGCCUGUAUCAAAUUUGAUACACUAAAGCCUGUGCAUCAACAUAAUACAAAUUUAGCCCAAAAAUAUAUCCUGUUUUCUGCAAUGUACUAGAUGUCAGCUGCCACCUAGUGGACGUUUCCGGGCACAUCUUGAUGCAAAAAUAUUUUUAAAAUGUUACAGUAUUUAUUAUAUUGUUACUGAUAUUUUAAAAUGAGUAUUUACUGAAUAUAAGCAACUUGUGCUUGGCUAAAUGUUUGUAUAUUAUUUUAUUGUAAAAGCCUGUUGAAAUUCAUGGAUCAAAUGUGAUACAGCAGGUAUUUGAUUUAUAUCUCUCAAUCACCAUUACAUUCAUGCCCACAAAAAAAUAAGAAAUCUCAGAGCUUUAAAAUUCUGACAUGCUAUUUAUACAAUAUAUUUAAAGUGUGAACUAUUUUUUCUGUGUAUUUUCACAUAUGCUUUAUGUUCUGUCAUUAUAAAAAAUCUCAUUAUUUUACAUUACAAGCUAUUAUGAUGUCAUCUUACCAUAAGUUCUAGAGACUGAGCAAAAAAGUUUUACAAUUUCCUUUUUUUAAAUGUCAAUACAAUGUUUGGUGCAUAACAUUUAUAAAUUCAUAUGAUAAAAUGGUUUAUUGAAAAAAGAAUAUAUUUUUCAUAUUGUAUUUGAUGUGCUGAAUUGAACUGUGAUACAUAUUAAUCCAUAUUUAUAGCUCAAGGAGAGGAAGUUGUCAUGGCCAAACUCUCAAACAUUUGGUCUCUCUGAAAAGCCCGAUGAGUCCUCAGAUAAUACCCCAAGAUGUACCACUGUAGCACGUAUGGGCGAAGAAAAACUUUUAGAUUUUGUUUUAUCGUUUGUCUAAUGGUACUAAAACAGUUUAAUGUAAAAACAAAUCUGAAUUUUCUAACAAUUAUUUCAUAUGUCAGGCUUUACAGGGUUAAAACACAGGUAUCAAGUUUGUAAAAAUGUAACAUUUGUGUCCAUUGGUUUCAUACAUUUUUGAAAAACAAAAAUAGCAUUUUCUAUAAAAAGAAAAAAUAUUGAAUCACUUAAUGUCUGUUGCACUUUA